Molecule: messenger RNA, 4514 nt
Organism: Misgurnus anguillicaudatus (oriental weatherfish)
Lineage: Eukaryota; Metazoa; Chordata; Actinopteri; Cypriniformes; Cobitidae
Source: RefSeq, a predicted model, not a curated record
ACAGCAGCACACCUGAUAAUACUGACUGACUGACUGACUGCUAGUGAUCCGCCAUCAUCCUCAUUUAACUCACGGGAUAAACCGAAACUCACAUUAACACUUCAAAACCUCUUUGCAUUUAUCAAACGGGAUUUUUCAGUGGAUGAUAGCUUUUGGUUGCUGUUUAAUCGCUGGGAGGGAUUACUUUUAGCACAUAAGGAAAACUUUACCACAGUAUUUUAAAGUCGCAUCCCUCCAUUUUGAGUCUGCCUGCCUGGAAUCCCGAGAGUUUGAAACUCGGAGAAACAUGACAAGCAUAAAUACUGCGAACAUCAACUUCAAAUGGGAUCCCAAGAGCCUGGAGAUCCGCACGCUGGCUGUGGAAAGACUGUUAGAGCCCCUGGUCACCCAGGUAACCACACUUGUGAACUCCAGCAAUAAAGGACCAUCCAACAAGAAAAAGGGGCGCUCCAAGAAGGCUCAUGUUCUGGCAGCUUCUGUGGAGACGGCCACCCUGAACUUCCUGGAGAAAGGAGAGAGGAUCGCUAAAGAGAGCCAGUUCCUGAAGGAAGAGCUGACCGCAGCUGUGGAAGAUGUCCGCAAGCAAGGAGAAUCCAUGAAGUUGGCAUCAGGAGAGUUUGCAGAGGAUCCUUGUUCUUCAGUGAAGAGAGGCAAUAUGGUGCGUGCUGCACGUGCACUUCUGUCUGCUGUCACUCAUUUGCUUGUGCUGGCUGAUAUGGCAGAUGUAUACCAACUCCUGCUUCAGCUCAAACUGGUAGAGGAGAACCUGGUGAAUGUGCGUAACGCUGGCACUGAGCAGGAACUGGGCAUUCAGUACAAAGCUCUGAAGCCGGAGGUGGACAAACUGAACAUGAUGGCAGCCAAGAGACAGCAGGAGCUCAAGGACGUCCAUCACAAAGACCAAAUGGCAGCGGCCCGUGGCGUCCUUCAGAGGAACGUUCCCAUGCUGUACACUGCAUCACGCGCUUGCCUGCAGCACCCAGAUGUGGCUGCCUACAAGGCCAACCGGGACCUCAUCUACAAACAACUGCAAAAUGCUGUCUCUGGCAUAUCUAAUGCAGCCCAGGCUACCAGCAGCGAGGACUCCGGCUUCUCUCAUCCGGCAGGAGGAGGAGAGCUUGCCGAUGCCCUUAACAACUUCGAUAAGCAGAUCAUCGUGGACCCGCUGAAUUUCAGCGAGGAGAGGUUUCGGCCCUCUCUGGAGGAGCGUCUGGAGAGCAUUAUAAGUGGCGCCGCCCUCAUGGCCGACUCCUCCUGUACACGUGAUGACCGUCGCGAGCGCAUCGUGGCUGAAUGUAACUCUGUCCGUCAGGCCCUGCAGGAUCUGCUCUCUGAGUACAUGGGCAAUGCUGGACGGAAGGAGAAAAGCGAUGCCCUCAACACGGCCAUUGACAGGAUGACUAAGAAGACCCGUGACCUGCGCAGACAGCUUCGUAAGGCUGUGAUGGACCAUGUGUCAGACUCUUUUCUGGAGACCAAUGUUCCUCUGCUGGUGUUGAUCGAGGCUGCCAAGAAUGGUAAUGAAAAGGAGGUGAAGGAAUAUGCCCAAGUUUUCCGCGAGCACGCCAACAAACUGAUUGAGGUGGCCAACCUUGCAUGCUCCAUCUCCAAUAAUGAGGAAGGAGUGAAGCUGGUGCGGAUGGCCGCUUCCCAGCUGGAAACGCUCUGCCCUCAGGUGAUUAAUGCAGCCCUGGCCCUUGCCGCCAAACCGAACAGCAAGGUGGCCCAGGAUAACAUGGAUUUGUUUAAGGACCAUUGGGAGAAACAGGUGCGAGUUCUUACCGACGCAGUGGAUGACAUCACGUCCAUUGACGACUUUCUAUGCGUGUCCGAAAAUCACAUUCUGGAGGAUGUUAACAAGUGUGUCAUCGCCCUACAAGAGAAGGACGUCGAUGGGCUCGAUCGCACCGCCGGGGCUAUUCGUGGAAGAGCUGCACGUGUGGUCCACGUGGUCACCUCUGAGAUGGACAACUAUGAACCUGGAGUCUACACCGAGAAGGUCCUGGAGGCCACCAGGCUUCUCACUGAUACAGUGAUGCCGCGUUUCACCGAGCAGGUAGAGGCGGCCGUGGAGGCUCUGAGCUCAAAUUCUGGACAGCCGGUGGAUGAGAACGAGUUCAUCGAUGCUUCACGACUGGUCUAUGAUGGUGUGAGGGACAUCAGGAAGGCUGUUCUCAUGAUCAGGACCCCAGAGGAGCUGGAUGAUUCGGACUUUGAGACGGAUGACUUUGAUAAUCGCAGCAGGACCAGCGUACAGACGGAAGAUGAUCAGCUCAUUGCUGGACAGAGCGCUCGGGCAAUCAUGGCUCAGUUACCCCAGGAGCAGAAGGCGAAGAUUGCAGAACAGGUGGCCAGUUUCCAGGAGGAAAAGAGCAAACUGGACGCCGAGGUGUCCAAGUGGGAUGACAGCGGUAAUGACAUCAUCGUUCUGGCCAAGCAGAUGUGUAUGAUUAUGAUGGAGAUGACUGACUUCACCAGGGGUAAAGGACCACUCAAAAACACUUCAGAUGUGAUCAGUGCUGCAAAGAAGAUUGCUGAAGCCGGCUCAAGAAUGGACAAGCUGGGCCGUGCAAUAGCAGAUCAAUGUCCAGAUUCAGCGUGUAAGCAGGAUCUGUUGGCGUAUCUGCAGCGUAUCGCCCUGUACUGUCACCAGCUGAAUAUCUGCAGUAAAGUCAAAGCUGAAGUGCAGAAUCUGGGAGGAGAGCUGGUAGUUUCUGGGGUGGACAGCGCCAUGUCUCUGAUUCAGGCAGCCAAGAAUCUGAUGAAUGCUGUGGUGUCCACCGUCAAAGCCUCAUACGUGGCCUCCACCAAAUACCAGAAGAGUCAAGGAAUGCAGAAUCUCAACAUGCCCGCCAUCUCCUGGAAGAUGAAAGCUCCUGAGAAGAAACCUCUGGUCAAGCGUGAGAAGCAAGAUGAUGGGCAGCCCAACAAAGUCAAGCGCUCCUCACAAAAGAAGCACGUCAACCCCGUGCAAGCUCUCAGCGAGUUCAAAGCUAUGGAUAGUAUUUAAGCAGCCCUUGAUUAUACUUCUAAUAAUGUAGAUGGUUACAAUCAGAUCUAGUGAGUAUAUACCGUAAUAAACGCAUUCCCGAACGUAAGGUCACAAACCUGCCUUUAUCCGUACACACAGUGAUUGUGCCGAGUGCACUAAGGUCUAUAAUAUAGCAAUCCAUAUAUUCUUUAGCUAUGAAUGCUCAAUCUUUACACAUUUAAGGCCUCACUCAUUUCUGAAGACCCUUUUGCUAAAUAUAUGACUAUUGUGUAUUUUUAAGUGAAUUUUACAAGAUGACUUUAUAUUUCAUACUUUUCCACGCCUAUGCAAGCUUUGACUGUAACACAUGCAAUAUUGGGUGUUUUGGGUUUAAAUAUAUGAAAGAGAACGGGCGUUUAUAAUUUAGUCUCAAGACCAAAGUCAUUGUAUUUGCUGUGCCUAAUAAACCUUCAGAUAACUUUUUGUUUUAGCCUUUGAUUAACAACAGUAGCGUUUUUGUGAAUCUUUAUAAAUGUUUUUUAUCUGAAAUAAAAUCUCGUUUUGCCGUAAUUGCCGUACGUUAAUAACUUUCAUUUAUGAGAUGAGAAAUGGAUGCUCAGUCGCUGGACUCUCCAGUAAUCUCGAGGUUCAGUCGGGAAAAAGCUGGAGAUCCCUAGUGAGUUUAAAUCUCACGGCGUGUAAGCCUCUGUUCUCCUCUCUCUCUCCUCACCCACUUCUCCGUGACUUAGACACUGAUUAAAUAAAUCAACACAUCUCUUAUUGGAAGAAAGAAGUGCUUGAAGAGGAAGAGAAAUCUUCGGGUAAAUGGGUGUGGAUGGGCUGGGCCAGAAGUCUGCACGCUGCCAAGCACCAUCAAGGAUAAAUGAGUUCAGCUAACCCGAACAACACCCUGAAUGAGCUUCCAAAUCACAGCAAUCAAUAUUCCUCAUAACGCCGCCCGCCAUCAUCGUCUUAGCUCAUGAUUUUAUCAGCAUGUCUAUUGCAGUAGGUGAGAGAGAGAGAGAAAUAUUUCUGGGCACUUUGUGUAUCGUUUCUCUUGAGAUGAAUUGAUUCUUAAUUGCGAACGAUGCACGAUGCCUGAAAUGGAGUUGCUGUGAAGUUGACUGGUCAAAAGGGAUAAAGCUUUAGGCAUUAGUCAGAGCUGUGGGUGGUAAAGUGAUGCUUGCUCAACAUGCAUAUGCAUGAAUGUGUGACGCUUUGAUGUUGCCCAACGCCACUUCCAGUCUGAUCCCAGCUCAAACUCUUUAACUUGUUUUCUGCAUUAUAAACCAGUGGUGUAUUAGAUGACAUGACCCGUGACAUGUUUUUGAUGAUUGUUUUUUUUACUCAUUUGUCACAGGCUUUUACUAUUUUAGUGCUGGUUUGGGAUGAUUAUUAAUAUUUGAUUUCAUUUUUCAGUAGUUUGCUACAGUUUGGUGUUUCUGUACUUUGUUUGGUGUUGCAUUAAUGCUUUUGGAGUAAACUUUACUGAUUGCUGUUGUACACAUUUGUGUUUUUGUUAAAAUAAAAAUUUAUAAAGUUA